GUACUGGCGAAAACGCAUUUUGUCGAGCAUCUAACCUGACGUUGCCCACCAGCGCCGGAAUCGUCCCUCGACUUCGAUCGCUUCGCUGUGCCAUCACGUCAACGAUCUCAUUUAACUCAAUUGCUACAUGUAGUAUCCAUUUACAGUAGCGUUGGCAGGACAACACCGUAAAAUGCGGACUUGCCACUGGGGACUUGAGGUGUCUAGCGGAGAUUGUGGUGGAAACGUCAUGUUUGUGCAUUCCAGAGCGCUCAUCCCCCAACGCCUUUAACGCCUUUUAGUCCACAUUCGGGACAAUGGUGGCCAGUAGCUGCUUGCGUUGCAAUGGGAGGGGGUUCUCGUCCGUCUUGACCGAGCUGCUCACUCUUCAAUUUGGAGCGCAAGGCCCAACCACCAGAGCUCCGUCUCCAGAUGCCUCGGUUUCACUGUCCAAGAUCCGCGUACAUUGCGUUGUUUAUCAUGGCGGCGGCGGCUGUGUCAGCAGAGACCAAUAGUUCUGGAUCGAGCUCCUCGUGUCUGAUCUCGCAGUAUCUCGACUCUGUCACGGGCGAGUGUGUCAACUACAAGAACCAGGGCGAAAAGGCUGGCACAGACUACGAUCAAGCCAUUGAUUCCGGCAACACGGCGUGGAUGCUGACUGCUAGUGCUCUGGUGAUGAUCAUGACGCCUGGUGUUGCUUUCUUCUACGCUGGUCUGGCAGGUGAGGAGAUGGCUUCCAACACAAUCAUGAUGUCAUUCGUGAGUAUGGCAAUGGUGACGAUCCAGUUCUGGGCGUUCGGCUAUUCGGCAGCUUUUGGUACGCACGGCAUCUUCGGCUGGGCUGGAUACAACCACGUGGGCAAGACGCCAAGUGGCACUUACGGCACGGGUAUCCCACACAUUGUGUACGCAUUCUUCCAGACGCAAUUCGCAGCUAUCACCCCCGCCGAGUUGAGCGGAGGUAUUGUGGGUCGCAUGAAAUUUGGCACGUAUCUCAUCUUUAUCUUCCUUUGGACCUCAAUCGUUUACGAGCCGUUGGUAUAUUGGAUCUGGUCCCAGAAACUCGAUCAAACGUGGAGUAUUACGCCCCGAGGCUGGGAGGGCAGCAUGGGAGCGCUUGACUUCGGCGGUGGCACUGUCAUCCACGUGUCUGGUGGAUUUGGUGCACUCGCCGCUGCUCUGAUGGUGGGAAAGCGCUAUAACCACGGGGAACCUGUGAAGCCACACAACGUACCGCUGGUUAUGAUCGGGUGCACGUUCCUUUGGUUUGGCUGGUUCGGAUUUAACGGUGGAUCGGGAGGUGCCGCUGAUGGAAUCGGUGCUACGGCUGCAAUCAACACUCACCUGGCUGCCUCCGCUGGUUUCAUAACCUGGGUAUUGCUCGAGUAUAGUAUUUCGCGUAAGCUCGACCCGUGCGGUGCUGCCAGUGGAGCUGUGGCUGGUAUGGCCACUAUCACCCCCGGAUCUGGAUACGUGCUCCCGUGGGCAGCGAUGAUCUUCGGAAUCGUCGGGGCCAUUACCGGUUUCUUUGCCGUAAAACUCAAAAAUCAUCUGCGUUACGAUGACACGUUGGAUGUGUUUGCUAUCCAUGGUUGCGGUGGCUUCAUGGGCGGCUUGUUGACUGGCCUCUUUGCCACGCCUGAGGUGAACCCAACCAUCAAGGGUGGUGCCUUUUACGGACACGGCAUGCAGUUCGUGUACCAAUUGGUGGCCAACUCUGUAGCUGCGGCGUACGUGUUUUCUGCAACUCUGAUCAUACUUGUUAUUCUCAAGUACACAGUCGGUCUUCGCAUUAACGAAGAGAAGGAGGCACAUGGCAUCGAUAUUUCGUACCACGGCGGCCUCGCCUACGACUAUAGUCACCAUGGCGAUCAAAGCGACCAUGGACCGAAGACUGUGCAGUUUAAGCCCCCUGAGAUGUCAUUUGAGGCGGCGUUCAUGAAGGCAGACCCAGCUGAGCAGGUUUAAUUAAACCAGUGCGAGUAGUAAUAAGUUCGUUCAAAACACAAAAAAUAAGGUUGUUUUCAUGUGCUCGUAAAAUAAAAAAAUAAUGACUGAUCGAUCACCUG
Messenger RNA from Phytophthora nicotianae INRA-310, 2048 nucleotides. RefSeq lists its product as hypothetical. Bases 412 to 1947 code for a protein of 511 amino acids. The transcript has a single exon. The record is from RefSeq and is a predicted model, not a curated record. Gene Ontology annotation, cellular component: plasma membrane. Gene Ontology annotation, biological process: ammonium transmembrane transport. Gene Ontology annotation, molecular function: ammonium channel activity. Lineage: Eukaryota; Oomycota; Peronosporomycetes; Peronosporales; Peronosporaceae.